AUGGCCCGGGACACCCCCUCCCACGACCGCCCGCCCCGCGACGCUCCCUCCCGCGACCGCGACCGCCAACGCCGCCGCCGCGGCCACAAAGCAACCGACAGCACCGGCGCACUCCUCCGAAACACCGCAGCGCCGGGCGCCGACACGAGCGCGUCGGAGAGCCCAAGUCCGCGGAAGCAGCGGGCGUCGACGCGCGCGAGCAGCUCGAAUCCGUUGUCUGUCGAGGGGCUGGCGGCGCUGGAUAAGCAUAAUCAUAAGAAGGGGUAUAAAGGGUACGAGUAUGAUGAGAACUAUAUUAAGGAGGUGCGGGAGAAGGAGGCGAGACUGGAGAGGGAGAGGAUGAGGGAGGAGAGGGAGGUGAAGCGGAAGGAGAGGGAGGCGGAGAGGGAGAGGAGGAGGGUGUUUGAGGUUGAUGGGAGGAUUAGAGGGGAUAAGAGAAGAGAGAAGAGGAGAGACCUGACGGAUGAUGAGAGGGGGGACAAAAGGAGGUCGCACACUGAUGACGAGAGGGGUGACAGACGACGACAUCUUACUGAAGAAGAGCGAGAAGAGCGGAGAAGGAGGUAUGAGGAGCGAUACACGCCGUCCGAGAGAGCUGAAAGGAAAGCGAAGAGGAAGGAGAAAGAUGGACAACGGACAGACCAGAAGAAAAGGAGGGUCAUUAGUGGACCGCUACUCGAAGAGGGCGGGAACGACGAAGAAUACGAGGAAUACAAAGUUGCUGAGAAGAGAGGCGGCGGCGGCUCCAGCGAUGUGUACACAGAAGAGGAGUGGGCGCGAAAGAAGAAGCGGAAGAAAAUAUUCAUCAUCGUCGGUAUUUCACUCUUACUAUUAGCCAUUAUAAUACCCGUCGCCGUGGUACUAUCCAAAAAGAAGAGCGGGCCUCCCGAGAGCAAGGCCGCAGAAAAUGCGAGUACACCUGGAAACAAAAACUUGAACGGCAUAUCUGAAAGCGACAUACCGAAAGCGGCACAAGGCACUGUAUUGGAUCCCUUCACGUGGUACGAUACUCUGGAUUUCAAUGUCACAUACACAGCAGCAACCGUAGGAGGCUUGUCAGUUAUGGGCCUAAACUCUACAUGGGACGACUCCGUCCAAGCCAACGAGAACGUCCCGAAGCUGUCGGAUGAGUUCGCUUAUGGAUCUAUGCCAAUACGAGGGGUAAAUGUUGGCGGCUGGCUGAGCCUGGAACCUUUCAUUACGCCAUCAUUCUUCGAGCAUUAUAGUACUCACGAUGGUGUAAUCGAUGAGUACACUCUAUGCUCUAAGCUAGGCCUAGCUAAGUGCACUACGAGUUUGGAGACGCAUUACUCAGCAUUUGUUCAACGCGAAACGUUCGAAGACAUCCGAGCAGCAGGUUUUGAUCACGUUCGUAUACCCUUCUCGUACUGGGCCGUAACGACAUACGAGGGCGACCCAUAUGUCCCCAAAAUCUCCUGGCGCUACCUCCUCCGUGGCAUUGAGUAUGCCCGACAGAACGGGCUGCGUGUAAAUCUGGAUCUGCACGGCGCUCCUGGGAGUCAGAACGGCUGGAAUCAUAGUGGGCGCCAAGGCGUUAUUGGCUGGCUGAAUGGAACCAAUGGCGCCCUCAACGCGCAGCGCACCCUCGACAUCCACGGCCAACUCUCGACGUUCUUCGCACAGCCUCGCUACAAGAACGUAGUAACUGUGUACGGAAUUCUAAACGAGCCGCGUAUGGUGGCCCUCAACACCAAUGACGUUCUUAAUUGGACGACUAAAGCCAUCGAGGUGAUCCGCAAAAACAACAUCACUGCCAUUCUGGUCUUUGGCGACGGUUUCAUGGGCCUCGAUAAUUGGCAAGGAAAGCUGCAAGACGACCCCAAGCUUGUUCUAGACGUGCACCAAUACGUUAUUUUCAACACCGAUCAGAUCAAGCUCAAGCACACCGACAAGCUCAACUUCGCCUGCAAAGGUUGGACCGCGCAAACUCUCCGCUCGCAAGACAAAACCACCGGCUUUGGCCCCACCAUGUGCGGCGAGUGGAGUCAGGCUGACACGGACUGCACCGAGUACAUCAACGACGUCGGCGUCGGGUCACGCUGGGAGGGCAACAUGAACACCGGCAACGCAUCCACCAGCGUGCUGGACCCCACUUGUCCCACAAACAACAGCCCGCAGUGCGAAUGCGCCGACGCGAACGCAGACCCGAGUAACUACAGCGACGCGUAUAAGAAGUGGCUGUACCAGUUCUCGGUCGCACAGAUGGAGAGUUUCGAGAAGGGGUGGGGCUGGUUCUACUGGACGUGGGAGACGGAGGCAGCGACACAGUGGAGCUGGAAGCUGGGUAUGGCGGCAGGGAUUCUGCCGCAGAAGGUGUGGGAAAGGAGUUUCAGCUGUAAUGAUACGUUGGACGAUUUUGGGAAGUUGGGGUUGCCGGAGAACUAUUAGAUGAGAGGCGUACGAUGGUACAUUUGGGACAUAUGGAUGGUUUGGGAGUUCUGGUGAGGGCGUCACAGGCGGUUGGGUUAUAUUUGGGACGCAGCCUGAUAACAUUGAGCGCUGCACAUACAGUAUUAACAAAUACUAUUCAUUCGAGUACAAACGUUUGACAUGGAUGACUUGGACUGGAGUUUACACGCCCAGCUGAUGUAUAUGCGUAGUACCAGCUAUAACAAAUCAACAUAGCAAGAGGGUGUCUAAGGGAGC
Molecule: messenger RNA, 2667 nt
Organism: Mytilinidion resinicola
Lineage: Eukaryota; Fungi; Ascomycota; Dothideomycetes; Mytilinidiales; Mytilinidiaceae
Product: glycoside hydrolase
Exons: 3
Coding region: 1-2409 (802 amino acids)
Biological process (GO): glucan catabolic process
Cellular component (GO): cell surface; extracellular region
Molecular function (GO): beta-glucosidase activity
Source: RefSeq, a predicted model, not a curated record